Messenger RNA from Entelurus aequoreus (snake pipefish), 710 nucleotides. RefSeq names its product smx5 (gene lsm2). Gene Ontology annotation, cellular component: U4/U6 x U5 tri-snRNP complex; catalytic step 2 spliceosome; Lsm1-7-Pat1 complex. Gene Ontology annotation, biological process: mRNA splicing, via spliceosome. NCBI's taxonomy places the organism in Eukaryota, Metazoa, Chordata, Actinopteri, Syngnathiformes, Syngnathidae. The transcript has 6 exons. The coding region runs from base 75 to 350 and encodes 91 amino acids. Gene Ontology annotation, molecular function: RNA binding. The record is from RefSeq and is a predicted model, not a curated record.
CGCGCUUAUAUGACGUCACGCCGCGUCACUGACAUCAGACGGAACGCCGCACAACUCAAAACGGAGUCGCAAAUAUGCUCUUCUACUCCUUCUUCAAGUCGCUGGUGGGCAAAGAUGUGGUGGUGGAGCUGAAGAACGACCUCAGCAUAUGUGGAACUCUUCAUUCGGUUGACCAGUACCUGAAUAUUAAGCUCACAGAUAUCAGCGUGACCGAUCCAGAGAAAUAUCCACACAUGUGCAAAGAUGGAGGAUGUGAGGGUGUCUUCAAAGUGGGACACAGAGGAUGUGAGGGUGUCUUCAAAGUGGGACACAGAGGAUGUGAGGGGGUCUUCAAAGUGGGACACAAGUGACGUCAGGAACCUUCUAGAAGGAAGCAGCCUGACGGUGGAGGUGUGCACGAAGGCGUCUCCAUGGCGACGAGAGGUGUCUUCAAGGCGCCUCGUUAAGGAGCGAGCAGCGGCAUUUUAAAAGUCAUCUUUCGGGAUAAACGCCAUACUUCCAUAAAAGCAAAAGGGCGUCGGCGGCGGGAUACGGAGCGGGGUGUCCCGGCUGGCCUGCUGCCUUACAUGGGCAAACCUCCGAACUGACGCGCCGCUUGGAAUUUCACCCGCGUGACGUCACCGGCCACAACUCUCCCAGAAUUUGGAUCGGGGAGUUCGGCCGCUUUUUGCUGGGAUUCUGCCCGCCGCCUGAUUCCCUCCGAAGCCAAG